UUCUUUUUGAUUCUAUAAAUCAUAAAACCAACCUACCUUCACAAACUUCAAUUAAUCUCACUUUUUGAUUCUCCAUACUAAAACCAAACAUGGUUGUAACACAGUUAUUAAAGUGUUUUGUUCUAUUGUUUUUCACCUUUGUCUUCAAUUUGUUAACCACUCCUGCUUAUGCCCUCAACAUAGGUGCUGAAACCACUGGAGUAGCUGUUUCUGUUAGCAAAGAGUGUAGCAGACAAUGUGAGUCAAGUUUCUGCUCAGUGCCUCCAUUGUUGAGAUAUGGAAAGUAUUGUGGACUUUUGUAUAGUGGAUGCCCUGGUGAAAAACCUUGUGAUGGCCUUGAUGCAUGUUGUAUGAGCCAUGAUCAAUGUGUCACAGCCAAAAAUAAUGACUACUUGAGUCAACAGUGCAGCCAAACAUUCAUAGAUUGCAUGGAGAAAUUUAAGAACACAAAGGCACCUACAUUCAAAGGAAACACAUGCCAAGCAGAUGAUGUUAUUGAAGUAAUCAAGGUAGUCAUGGAAGCUGCUUUACUAGCUGGAAGAGUUUUACACAAGCCCUAAACAACAGUAAAUCUUAAAACUAAUCAAGUUUAAUUGACACAUGAACAAUGUUUUCUUAUUUUUCUUCCUAUUGUUUUUGGUUAUCCACUGACCAAAAAUCAAACUAUAAUGCUUUAUUUAUUCAUAAAGGAAGAAUGCUAUCAAUGUAUUCUAUUCAUGUUUUUGUAUUACUCAUCAAUUCUAAAUGG
Messenger RNA from Vicia villosa (hairy vetch), 748 nucleotides. Its product is annotated as phospholipase A2-alpha. Lineage: Eukaryota; Viridiplantae; Streptophyta; Magnoliopsida; Fabales; Fabaceae. Gene Ontology annotation, molecular function: calcium ion binding; A2-type glycerophospholipase activity. The coding region runs from base 90 to 560 and encodes 156 amino acids. The transcript has 4 exons. The record is from RefSeq and is a predicted model, not a curated record. Gene Ontology annotation, biological process: arachidonate secretion; lipid catabolic process; phospholipid metabolic process.